AUGUGUACGGGUCCAUUUAGAAAAAUAUUCCAUUGGGGACCACUUACUGCCUUGGCAAUCAUCAAAAUAAUCACCACUAUGACAAUUUACUGCAGUAGACAAUGGUGGUCCCCGAAAGAAGGUUUUUUAGCAGCCGCUAAUUUUUUAUUAUUUUUUAGUUUAAGUGGAUCUACUAUUUAUCAUUUUAUGAGUGCCAUAUAUGAAGGUCCAGGAUAUUUACCAUUAGGAUGGAGGCCUCACCGAGGUCUCAUCACUGCAGGAAAUGUAAUGCAUUAUUCAAAUACAAAUUCAAAUAGCAUUACCGUACAUAUUUAUGAGCUGUCGCAUGAUGAAUUGUACCAAAAACUCACAUAUCCUAUCGACAUAACUAACUCUAAUCUUUUAGGUGGCCGAUGUAUAUUAAAAAUGGAUCACCAUUGUCCGUGGAUAAACAAUUGCGUUGGUCAUUACAAUCACGGAUACUUUACAGCUUUUUUAGCAAGCGCCGUAGGUGGUUGUUGCGUCUCAACAUUCAUUUUAGUAUCAUGGUUGUUAACAGUAAUUACCCGUAGAAAUUACACUUUCCCAUCGCCGUCUGUAUUCACACUGAUACUAGUAGUCUUCACAAUUGGGCUGUCCAUCGGCGUUGUCUUCGCUGUGGGUAUGCUGCUUUACAUACAAUUGUCAGCAAUAUUACGCAAUACAACGGGAAUUGAAGAUUGGAUUCUCGAGAAAGCCAAAUACAGAAGAUUUGGCACGGAUGACGUAUUUAUUCAUCCGUAUUCUAAGGGACGGUUGUUCAACAUCAAGCAGGUACUCAAGUGGCACUGUACGCCUGAAGGCGAUGGCAUUGUUUGGCCAGUCCGCGAGGGAUGUGAUCAAUACACUCUUACUGUAGAACAAGGAUAUCAAAAACUAGAAAAGCGAAAACGAGCACGAAGAUAUCGUGUUGUAAGUAAUGUAUCUGGCUCGUGGGUACCUGUCACUUAUGGAUGGUGUGUUGUAUGUCAUCCACCUUGUACAGAUGAACCUAGAAUAAAACUUAGCGUUGGUGAUACAGUUAUUGUGACACGUUGGCGGAAAUACUGGCUGUUUGGAGAAAAACAAGAUACGAUUGGAGACCCCAAGAAGAGAAUAAGAGGAUGGUUUCCACAUUCGAGUGCCAUCGAGGUCGUGGAGAAUGGUAGAAAUAUACCGACAGAUUUGAAGGACGACUAA
Molecule: messenger RNA, 1197 nt
Organism: Cotesia congregata
Lineage: Eukaryota; Metazoa; Arthropoda; Insecta; Hymenoptera; Braconidae
Source: the annotation of a GenBank genome assembly